Callithrix jacchus (white-tufted-ear marmoset) is the source of this 4363-nucleotide messenger RNA. RefSeq names its product putative speedy protein-like protein 3. The record is from RefSeq and is a predicted model, not a curated record. Lineage: Eukaryota; Metazoa; Chordata; Mammalia; Primates; Cebidae. Gene Ontology annotation, molecular function: protein kinase binding. Gene Ontology annotation, biological process: positive regulation of cyclin-dependent protein serine/threonine kinase activity.
UGCACUCCGUGGGCGCUCGGAAACCCAGGUACACAACAGUAUCUUCUCAGAGCUGUUCUCCACUCCUGACUUCUCCGCAGCCUUGAGAAUAGAUAACGCACUUUUACUGGUCCUAAUAGAGUGUGGAAGAAGGCUUUGGACAGAACAGAAAACAGGUUCCGUAAGAGGGAACACAGUUUGGGAGACACCAUGGCCAGCUGUCAACUGCAGCCGCAGCUUGAGGAGAGGAGCCCCCAGCCUAGCAUCUCGGGGUAUCCCCUCCUGGAGGUGACAGAUGAUGAACUGCCAGGAGUAUCAGUCCCUUGGGUAGAUCCCGGCACCCCGAGUAAGUUCCUUUAUCGGAACAUGAAGAGGGAGUGGUCGGACGAAUCUAAGGAGGAGCCCAAGGAGGAGACAGACAAGAAGCCUGAGGAGACCUGGGUGCUGGACCCCCUGUCUGGGCUCAAGAUUGAGUUAAAGCAAGAGCCAGUGUCACCCGUGCUCCCUGAGGACUACAAGGCUUUCAACACGCUGCCUGAUCCCGACACCCCGAGUAAGUUCCUUUACCGGAACAUGAAGAGGGAGUGGUCGGACGAAUCUAAGGAGGAGCCCAAGGAGGAGACAGACAAGAAGCCUGAGGAGACCUGGGUGCUGGACCCCCUGUCUGGGCUCAAGAUUGAGUUAAAGCAAGAGCCAGUGUCACCCGUGCUCCCUGAGGACUACAAGGCUUUCAACAUGCUGCCUGAUCCCGACACCCCGAGUAAGUUCCUUUACCGGAACAUGAAGAGGGAGUGGUCGGACGAAUCUAAGGAGGAGCCCAAGGAGGAGACAGACAAGAAGCCUGAGGAGACCUGGGUGCUGGACCCCCUGUCUGGGCUCAAGAUUGAGUUAAAGCAAGAGCCAGUGUCACCCGUGCUCCCUGAGGACUACAAGGCUUUCAACAUGCUGCCUGAUCCCGACACCCCGAGUAAGUUCCUUUACCGGAACAUGAAGAGGGAGUGGUCGGACGAAUCUAAGGAGGAGCCCAAGGAGGAGACAGACAAGAAGCCUGAGGAGACCUGGGUGCUGGACCCCCUGUCUGGGCUCAAGAUUGAGUUAAAGCAAGAGCCAGUGUCACCCGUGCUCCCUGAGGACUACAAGGCUUUCAACAUGCUGCCUGAUCCCGACACCCCGAGUAAGUUCCUUUACCGGAACAUGAAGAGGGAGUGGUCGGACGAAUCUAAGGAGGAGCCCAAGGAGGAGACAGACAAGAAGCCUGAGGAGACCUGGGUGCUGGACCCCCUGUCUGGGCUCAAGAUUGAGUUAAAGCAAGAGCCAGUGUCACCCGUGCUCCCUGAGGACUACAAGGCUUUCAACAUGCUGCCUGAUCCCGACACCCCGAGUAAGUUCCUUUACCGGAACAUGAAGAGGGAGUGGUCGGACGAAUCUAAGGAGGAGCCCAAGGAGGAGACAGACAAGAAGCCUGAGGAGACCUGGGUGCUGGACCCCCUGUCUGGGCUCAAGAUUGAGUUAAAGCAAGAGCCAGUGUCACCCGUGCUCCCUGAGGACUACAAGGCUUUCAACAUGCUGCCUGAUCCCGACACCCCGAGUAAGUUCCUUUACCGGAACAUGAAGAGGGAGUGGUCGGACGAAUCUAAGGAGGAGCCCAAGGAGGAGACAGACAAGAAGCCUGAGGAGACCUGGGUGCUGGACCCCCUGUCUGGGCUCAAGAUUGAGUUAAAGCAAGAGCCAGUGUCACCCGUGCUCCCUGAGGACUACAAGGCUUUCAACAUGCUGCCUGAUCCCGACACCCCGAGUAAGUUCCUUUACCGGAACAUGAAGAGGGAGUGGUCGGACGAAUCUAAGGAGGAGCCCAAGGAGGAGACAGAGAAGAUGCCUGAGGAGACCUGGGUGAUGGACCCCCUGUCUGGGCUCAAGAUUGAGUUAAAGCAAGAGCCAGUGUCACCCGUGCUCCCUGAGGACUACAAGGCUUUCAACAUGCUGCCUGAUCCCGACACCCCGAGUGAGUUCCUUUACCGGAACAUGAAGAGGGAGUGGUCGGACGAAUCUAAGGAGGAGCCCAAGGAGGAGACAGACAAGAAGCCUGAGGAGACCUGGGUGCUGGACCCCCUGUCUGGGCUCAAGAUUGAGUUAAAGCAAGAGCCAGUGUCACCCGUGCCCCCUGAGGACUACAAGGCUUUUAACAGGCUGCCUGAUUCCAGCCCGCCUAAUUUCCUUUCUUGGCAAAAGAAGAGGGACUGGUCGGAUGAAUCGGAGAAGGAGCUGGAGGAGGAGACAGGGAAGGAGCGCACCCCUGAGCCUGAGGAGACCUGGGUGCUGGACACCCUGUGUGGGCUCAAGAUGAAGCUCAAACGACAGCGAGUGUCACCCGUGCUGCCUAAGCGCUAUGAGGCCUUCAACACGCUGCUUGGUCCCAGUUCGCCUUGGAUCCUUUGCCGUAAAAGGAAGAGGGAGUGGUCAGACGAAUCUGAGGAGGAUCCCGAGGAGGAGACAGGGAAGGAGCGCACCCCCGAGCCUGAGGAGACCUGGGUGCUGGAGAGGCUUCAGGGGCUCAAGAUGAAAAUUAAGCGGCGGCGAGUGUCAACCGUGCUCCCUGAGCAUCACCAGGCCUUCAACAGGCUGCUUGAGGAUCCUGUCGUGAAAAAAUUCCUGGCCUGGGACACAUAUCUGCUGGCAUCCGACAAGUACCUGCUGGCCAUGGUCAUAGCAUAUUUUAGCCGCGCCGGCCUCUUCUCCUGGCAGUACGAACGCAUUCAUUUCUUCCUGGCUCUCUACCUGGCCAAUGACAUGGAGGAGGACAACCAGGGCCCCAAACAAGCCAUCUUCUACUUCCUGUAUGGGAAGGACCGCUCCCAGCAACGAUUAUUCCAGAAGCUUCGGUUCCAGUUCUUCUGUUCCAUGCGCUGCAGGGCUUGGGUUUCCCCGGAGGAGUUAGAGGAGAUCCAGGCUUAUGACCCAGAGCACUGGGUGUGGGCACGAGAUCGUGCCAACUUUUUAUAGAACUACAGCACCGUGGAGGCCUGAGGUCAUCGGCCUGAGAGAAGAACACCGGGCCCGGGGAGAUGCGGAUUUUCAGCACGAAGUUUAUUCCAAUGCUAAUGACAGACAGACACCAGGAAGGAGGAGAGGAGCCAUUUGUGCAAAUCAUCUAGAAGAACCUGGACUGUUCUAGAAAGACCUCAAUAGCGUGACCACGCUGUCCUCCUAGGGGUGGAGGGGCGGGGAGACGGUACUUCUAGGAGUCCGUGGAGGACAGUGAGAAACCAGGGGUGUUUCUGGUUCCACCCCUUCCUGCGGCACCACCUCCCUUUUUAUAUUGCUGAAUUCCAGCCUCUCCAGGAGCAUCUGAGGGCACAGUACAGGCGCUCAGAUUGGCACAGAAUUAUUUGUAAAGUAUGAGUGCCGUCGGAUUGUAACAGGUAGCUUCAUGCAUACUAUGCAUUUUUGUGGUUUUGGAAGUGUUGGCCAUUGAAUUAUUCCUAUGUUUAUUUCAAAUAGUUUGGAAAUUGUUUUACUUUUGAAAGCUUGCUGUUCCUGUAGAGUUUUUGAUGAGAAUUAUAGCUGUUACAUAUACAGAAAUAUAGUUUUCUUUUUUUAAGAAAGAAUUCUGUUUAUCCUAAAUCUUUUAUUAAAUUGUUUUAUCUAUUAUGAUAUGUGCUCCUGAAGCGAGCACUCUUUAUCUAUGAUACUUACAUGAUAGUCUAUUAUAUUUAUAGCUAUGUGGUUGUUCGCGUAAAUCUUCUAAUAGAAAUUUUUAUUUCCUGUUUAGUGUUAGUUACUGAAUUGUGAGAAUUCAGUGGUGAUUUUUAACAUGUCUUAGAUAUAUUGUAAUAUGUUUAAUAUAUACUAUACAUUUUAUUGGUUUAUUUUGAAAAAGAUGGGCAUAGAAUUAUUACUACAUUUAUUUAAAGAGUUUGGAAAUACUGUUUUUGAAUAGAUGCUGUUUCUAUAAAGUUGUGUGAUGGGUGUUAUAGCCAUUACGUAUAUAUAAAUACAAUUUUGUUUUCCUUUUUAAGAGAGGAUUCUUUCUAUCCUAAAGCUUUUAUCUGCCAACAUUUUUAUCUGUUAUUACACGUACUCCUGACGUGGGCCCUCUUUUUAUCUAUGAUACUUACUUAAUAUAUCUAUUACCUGUAUAGCUAAGUGGUAGUUCCCCUAAAUGCUUGUAAAAAUAAAUUUGGAUUUUAUGUUUAGUGUAUGAUUUGAAAUGUGAGAAUUCAGAUGUAAUUUUUUACCUUCUAUUGACCUGUUUGUAAAUUACCUUGAAGAGGAUGUGUGUUUUGAAGGAGGCCAUGAGCUGUGUGUUUUCAAGGGAACCUGUGCAUCUCCUGGGAAACCUAGUAAACAUGAAGUUUUCUCGUCUUCACAGUGAGUGCGAUCAGAU